Notodromas monacha is the source of this 666-nucleotide messenger RNA. The record is from the annotation of a GenBank genome assembly. NCBI's taxonomy places the organism in Eukaryota, Metazoa, Arthropoda, Ostracoda, Podocopida, Cyprididae.
UUUUUUUGCAGAUCGGAACUUCCCCAAAGUUACUCGCUAAUGAAAAACAUAGACUCGAAAUGGGCAAACUUCAUCGAUGGUCUUUGGGAAUAUCGAGGCAACACCAGUAUCGUCCUCAUCGAACACAUUCUCCGGAAGAAUAUGGCCAUCGGAGUCAUCCACGAACCUUCACAACAACUCGUUGGCUGGUUCUUAAUGCAAGAGACAGGAUGCCAAGGAAUCUUGCACGUGACGGAGGAACACAGAGGAAAAGGAAUCGCUCAAGUACUGGUCCGGGAAAUGCAAGAAACCCUUUUGGGUUUGAACCUCGAACCCGUGAGCGUCAUCUUGGACACAAACGAACCCAGUUACCGUUUAUUCAGAAAGUCUGGCUACGACGCUGAGCAUUCCACAUCCCACGCAAUGAGGAGAGCAUCCUUGGAAUCCGGAAAACACGGGGGACUCCUGUUGGUGCAAGGCACUCGCAACGACAGCAUUUCCGGGGACACGCUAAGAACCAAGAAAUGCAUCAACAACAAGGUCACGAAAACUGCGAUUAUCGACGGGAUUUUGCGGGAUUUGAUCGCUGCUCUCGUUUUCACCGAGACACAAGCAAACUUUGAAAAACUGGUCACCAUCUGUGGAUAUAACAGGUCUUCUUCCGUCAUCAUCAUUCACUCGGAUCUG